This is a messenger RNA of Linum trigynum, 1116 nucleotides long. The record is from the annotation of a GenBank genome assembly. Lineage: Eukaryota; Viridiplantae; Streptophyta; Magnoliopsida; Malpighiales; Linaceae.
AUGGAAUUCACUUCCAUAGGAGAGCUUUCCCCAAAUCAACGACCAUGCAAGCUCAAAUGUCGUGUUUCUCGACUGUGGGUUGCUACAAAUAUCAACACAGACAUCGUUUGCCACUUGGAUAUGAUCUUGCUAGAUUCACAGGGAAAUGACAUCUGGGUGCAAAUUCCACCUUUGCUCAUGAAGAUUUUCCAGCCACUUCUGAAAGAUCAGGAAGUUUAUACUUUCAGCAACUUCAAAGUCCAAUCCGCACCACAGGAAUAUCGACCGAUUGCCAAUGACAAUAUCAUCAUAUUUUCUGGGAAAACCUCUGUUCAACAAAUCCCAGACGUCCCUCGCUCCAUACCGACUUUCAAAUUCACAUUCAUGAAUGCAGCUCAAAUCAAAAGGAACCUUAAUAAAAUAGAUAUUCUAUCAGGAGAUUGCUCUUUGUCCUCGACAUCCUCAACCUAUUUGUUCUCGAAUAUCGAUAUCCCUGAAGUCAAUGCCUUUCUAAAUGGGAAUAAUGAAAAUGCUGCACCUGUCUUGCUGGAGGAACCUUCUACUCCUGAAGUUCCCAUAGUUACUCUAGCUGAACUUCAGAACUUGAGCUUAGACAUCUGCCCUACAUGCGUCUAUAAAGCUCCAGAAGAUCAGGAUACCUACCAUUGUACAAAGUGCAACAAAACUACAACUAUCAAGGCUGCAAAAUAUCGUCUGCGACUUGAAGUUGUUAGUGAUGACACAUCGGCCUCUUUUGUCAUGUUUGAAAAUGUUGGCGAAAACUUUUUUGGGCUGCCUGCUAACCAGUUAUUCCUUGAAAAUGGUGGCUUGAAAGAUUCUCCACCGGAGAUUAUACUUAAAAUUCUAGGAAUGACUCUCAAGUUUCAUGUGAAAAUCAAAAUCAGCAUGUAUACAAGGAGCAAACCAGACUUCACUGUUGUCAAAAUUGAUCCAGACUCCAUAGAUGAUCUCCCCGCCACAUUGCAGAAGGCUGCCUCCACCCAGUCAAUUCACAGUGACAUUGAGAAUUCAAGGAGUUCUUCUCAAAUCUCAGACCCCCUGUGUACUGCAGUUAAAGACACUGAUGGCGAGAAAACCCCAUGCACUUCUCUCAAACGAAAGCAACCUAUUGAAUGA